Molecule: messenger RNA, 1296 nt
Organism: Lithohypha guttulata
Lineage: Eukaryota; Fungi; Ascomycota; Eurotiomycetes; Chaetothyriales; Trichomeriaceae
Exons: 1
Coding region: 1-1296 (431 amino acids)
Source: RefSeq, a predicted model, not a curated record
AUGGGCAGCAUGGGUCUUCCCGAACAGACUACGCAGUUUCCGGAAUCUGCCUACCGGAAGCAUCUUCCUGAUCUCGAUAUACCUCGAUUCCAGAUAAUGCACAAGCAGAAUGCACACCAGUAUGCUGAUGCAUUCAAGCAGCAUGGCCACCCUCCUUGGCUUCACGCGCUAUAUAUGCAUUGGCUCAGUCUGCUCAAAGAGCCGUUCAGAGGUGUAACAACUGAUGGUAAUGUUCAGUCAGGCGUCUACCAGGUGCAGGAUGAAGAUGUUCCGAUCGAGUCCAUAGUAAAGUCUGUCAACGAACUGGUUGACCUCCUUUCAGAGGAGCAAAGAAACACAAUUUUCUACCACAUCGACGACCCGAAAUGGAGGACUUGGUCGAAUCCUGAGUUUCUACUCAGCCACAAAGGCAUCAGAUUAGACGAGGUCUCGCAGAACGUCAAAGACGCUGUGAUGAACUUGUUGGCUGGCAUAUUAUCGCCCGAAGGUUAUCAAAAGGCCGUCUCGGCUAUGCGAAUUAAUGGUUAUCUCGGGAAGUUGGUCGAUGGAACCAAAGUCAUGAACGAGUUCUCAUAUAACAUCUGCUUCUUCGGAGAGCCUUCGACGACUCGACCUUGGGGACUGAGUUUCUACGGACACCAUCUGUGUUUGAAUAUCUUCUUCUACCGCACACAGAUCAUUGUUAGCCCCUGGUUCACUGGUGCUGAACCUAACGUUAUUGACUCUGGACCGUAUAGUGGUACAAGAAUAUUGCACGAAGAAGAAAAGCUAGGGCUGGAGCUGAUGCAAAGCUUGAGUCCUGAAGAGCAGGCAAAGGUACAGAUUUACAAGCAAAUGAAAGAUCCAGCCAUGCCAAAAGGAAGGUGGAAUCACGACGACCAGCGACACCUAUGUGGAGCAUACCGAGACAACCGCAUCGUCCCAUAUGAAGGCAUCACUGUGUCUUCAUUGACUCAAGAACAACAACAGCUCGUCCUUGGUAUCCUUGAGCAGUAUCUGCUCUACCUGCCACAACGAUCACGACUAAUGCAGCUCGACCGUAUCAAAUCGUUUUUCCAUGAAACGUAUUUCUGCUGGAUUGGUCAAUUUGGCAACGAAGAUCCAUUCUAUUUCCGCAUACAAAGUCCUGUAAUCUUAGUCGAGUUCGAUCAUCAUUCUGGAGUAUUCUUGACGAACAAAGAGCCUGCGAAAUUUCACAUCCAUACCCUGCUUCGAAUGCCGAAUGGCGGGGAUUAUGGCCAUGCACUGCGACGAUGCUGCGAACCAGUGAAGCAGGAGUUCGUCUGGGAAGGCUAA